AUUCAUUCCUUGCUAAAGCUCAAUUUCGGUUCAUAAAUCGAGCUGCUUAUGCUAUCAGCUAGUGUCAAACUCCAAACGCUGGUAUUUAUCGGGGAUCGUUGUAAUGAGUGUGUCAGUAGCAAGAUCCAAUCCCAACAAUCAAACGGCCACACAUGCCUGGUUUGGGGUUCUCACAGUCACGGACUUCCAUCACUUCAAGUUUUCAAUCCUCAAAUCCUUGUUCUGCUUGAUGAGCUUCCAAUGCUUGCUUCUCGAUAUUGCUUCUCGCCCUCAUAGACGUUCUUGGCAUACUCCUCCUCCUCCUCCUCCUCCUCCUCCUUCUGAGCCUUCUUAUCUUUAUAUUCAAGUCGCCGCUAGACAUUGACAGUCUCACAAUGCUAGACUCGGACACAGAUAUUCAAACUCUCAGAUAUCAGAACAAAGACAGAUAUUGCCAAUCUUCACAAAGUUUGACCUAGAUCGG
Messenger RNA from Mollisia scopiformis, 463 nucleotides. RefSeq lists its product as uncharacterized. The record is from RefSeq and is a predicted model, not a curated record. The transcript has a single exon. Bases 104 to 364 code for a protein of 86 amino acids. Lineage: Eukaryota; Fungi; Ascomycota; Leotiomycetes; Helotiales; Mollisiaceae.